AUGGAUCAAGAGUAUGUUGAAGUUGACGUUCCAACUAUCAAAGAGCACGCUAGAGACUUGGAAAUCGUGGAAACCGAAGAAAACCAUAGCACGAACAUCGAUGACGAAAGACAGAAACGUUAUACCCACUGGAAGAAGAAUGCUAAACUCUUAUAUGAGUUUUUGAACACGAACAACACCAAAUGGCCAUCACUAACGUGCCAAUUGUUCCCGGAUGUGGAUGUCGCGGGCGAUACACAUCGAAUCUUAUUGUCAUCGUUUACAUCGUCACAGUUGCCUCAGGACGAGUCCCUCUAUGUUGGUAAACUGUCAUCUAUGAAGCAUCUCAGCUGGAGCUCACUCAAUAACUUCGACAUGGAGGAGAGAGAAUUCAAGAUUGACAACUCGCUGAAACUACCGUCCAAAAACUUGGUGGAGGAUCUACGUAUCAAGUUUCCAACCGGUGGCGACUGCAACAAGGCCCGAUUUAGCCCUGCAAACCCGGAUAUUAUAGCCGCAGCCUCUUCCAACGGAUCCGUAUACGUAUUUGACCGAACAAAACAUGGAUCGGCCCGUCAAAAGUUGCUAUCUGGGUCAUCGAACGAGCCUGAGUACCAGAUCCAUUGCCAGCUACCGACUUCAGCGGAAUUGGAGCCCAACGAGGCUCUCAGUUUGGCAUGGAAUUGGCAGCGACCAGGCUCUUUGGCCACUACCUAUGCUCAAGGCCAGCUUUGCGUAUGGGAUUUACAAAAAUUCGUCAAAACCUCUGCAACGCUAGUAGACCCGGCUUUUGCGGUUGAAAUUGAUCCACAAGGUACUAAUGAUGCCUCCUGGAUGGUAAAUCACGACUCCCUGCUGGCAUGUUGUGGCGAGGGCAAUGUUUUGCGACUUGUGGACACCAGAACCGACCAAAAAGCCCAAAGUGUCGCAGAAACGAAUCCCAAUCACACAGGAGGCAUUAACGUUUGCCAAUUCAACUACCACAAGGAUCUUUUGCUUGCUUCUGCAGACUCGACGGGCAAAGUCAACCUAUGGGACGUACGAAACUUCCAAGAGCCCCUACAGGCGUGGCAGCACGGCGAUGCAGUCUCUGCGAUUCAGUGGAGUCCUCAUAACGGCGCCGUGCUUGCCACGGCCAGUCAAAACGACGGGCUUGUCAAGAUUUGGGACUUAUCGCAGCCGGACCAGGACGACCAGCUGAUCUUCACCCACGGCGGACAUAUGUUUGGCGUGAACGAUAUCUCUUGGGAUCUCCACGAUCCCUGGAUGAUGUGCAGUGUGUCGAAUGACAACUCAUUCCAGCUAUGGAAGCCUGCCGGCCACCUUUUGGCGGCUAAAUAG
Molecule: messenger RNA, 1320 nt
Organism: Lachancea sp. 'fantastica'
Lineage: Eukaryota; Fungi; Ascomycota; Saccharomycetes; Saccharomycetales; Saccharomycetaceae
Source: the annotation of a GenBank genome assembly